AUGGAGUUCCUUUUGCUUUACCCCUUCAUUGCUGCAGCCCUACUCAUACUGCUAGCCAUACACACAGCCCUCUAUCGUCUGUACGCCCAUCCAUUGUCGAGAUUCCCCGGUCCCAAACUUGCUGCGGUGACUUUCCUCUAUGAAUUCUACUAUGAUGUCGUCAAGAGCGGCAUGUACCUUUGGGAAAUAGAGCGAAUGCAUGAGAAAUAUGGCCCUAUUGUCCGCAUUAGUCCCCGAGAGCUCCACAUCAAAGACUCACAUUACUACGAGGACAUCCACGCCAGCGGCUCCCGCAAACGCAACAGAGACCCGAAGUACGCUGUCUCCUUCGGAGCUCCAUAUUCGCUCGUCGGAACAAUAGACCACGACCACCACCGGCUCCGUCGAAGUUUCAUCCAAAAUUACUUCUCCAAGCGGUCUGUCACCAGUCUUACGCCCUAUAUCACGGUCAAGGUUGACCAACUCCUCAACCGCUUUGAAGCCGCCUACAAAAACUCAACCAUCCUCCAUCUCCAGCAUGAUUUCGCUGCCCUCACUGCUGAUGUUAUUACACAGUACUGCUACGGUUGGAGCUAUGGCUAUCUAGAUGACAAGAAAAGCUCGACAAGGAACGAUCUUGUCGACGCUGUUAAUGGUCUCAUGCUUAUGUUCCAUGUGAACCGGUUCUUUCCCUUUCUUGUGACUAUCUUUCGGAAUGCCCCGGAGACUGUUGUACGCUUUCUGCAGCCGCACAUGGGUGAUUUGUGUAGUGUCAAGGCUCAAUUGCGUAAGCAGGCGAUUGUUGCGCUUAAGCAGAAGAAGUCCAAGGAAACCAAGGAAAUUGAUGAGAAGUCGAAUGAUUCUAUCUUUGAUACGCUUGUCGGGCCGAAUGUGCCUGAGAAUGAGAAGACGGUUGAUCGCUUGGUCGAUGAGUCUGCUCUGCUUCUUGGUGCUGGAACGGAGACUACGGCUAGAUCUCUUGCUGUGUCGAUGUUUCAUGUUAUGAAUGAUAAAGAAAUUGGAAAUAAGUUGAGGAAAGAGUUGAAGACUGUCAUGGAGAAACCUAUUUCUAAAGCUACGUGGACUGAGUUGGAGCAUCUUCCUUAUCUUACUGGCGUUGUUAAUGAGGGCCUGCGUCUGAGCCACGGUAUGACGGCGCGUCUAAGCCGUAUCUCGCCGAUUGAAAACAUGCUCUACAAGGACUGGGUUAUUCCUGCCGGUACCCCGGUUAGUCAAUCGAAUUACUUUGUUCACAUGGAUCCCACUCUUUUCCCUGAACCUGAGAAAUUCGAUCCGGAGCGAUGGAUCCGUGCUGCUGAAAAGGGCGAACAUUUGACCAGGUUCAUUGUAUCUUUCACCAAAGGUGCUAAGCAAUGCUUAGGCAUGAACCUUGCCUAUGCUGAGAUCUAUAUGACUUUGGCUCACAUCGCCCGGCGCUUUGAGUUCGCACCACAUGAAACCACUGCAGACCACCUUGUUGUUCGUCGAGAGCUGGGAGUCGGCUAUUCUAUGGACAUGAAAUUUGAUAUCAAGGCGAAAGUGGUGGGUAUUAUAGAGGAGUGA
Molecule: messenger RNA, 1542 nt
Organism: Penicillium longicatenatum
Lineage: Eukaryota; Fungi; Ascomycota; Eurotiomycetes; Eurotiales; Aspergillaceae
Product: cytochrome P450
Exons: 5
Coding region: 1-1542 (513 amino acids)
Molecular function (GO): heme binding; monooxygenase activity; oxidoreductase activity, acting on paired donors, with incorporation or reduction of molecular oxygen
Source: RefSeq, a predicted model, not a curated record